GGCCGUUAUGGUGACGGUCCUGGGAGCUCACGGUAACGUGAGUUGUUCAGAAAGAAUCGUGUUCCUUCCUCUGAGCAUCCGCAGUGUACCGUGCUGUCUUGCGCUCUUCCUUUUCCUGGCGCGGCUGCAGGUGUAGACAUCUGUCAGUAGAUGUUGCUUUUGAGUAGACCUAAAGAACUUGGAGCAACUUGUAAGACUCUUGCCUUGAUUAGCACAUAGGUGAAACAGUACCGGAUCUUAUUUCUCUGAUGACCUGUACCAGAAGCUAGUGGUUAGGAGUUGUUAUGUAACUCUGGAAAGCCGAGAGCAAAAGGGACUCGGGACACAGAGCGUCUGGAGACCAAUGUGAUCCCUCUCCACAGGGGAGGUGUGAGGAGGAGGGCUUCUCACUUACCAAACCCAUUGUGACCUUCGCUUUUCUAAUAAGGCGAUUCUGAAACUGUUGAGUAGAGGACUCCUAGCUGGGCUCUAGAGCAACUUGGUAAAGGGUGCUGACUCCAGAGUCCUUGAGUGAGAUGCAUACAUGCAGAAGGAAUGACUUCUACACUUUAUCUCAUGGAGAAGUGGAGUUGAAGUGCUUUGAGAAAGCAACCUUGAAUUUCAUCAUGGUGGCUUUUUCCUGGAAGGAGUUUGAAGAUGCAGCAAGCCUGAUAGAGAGGACAGAAGAAUCUCCUUGACAUCAGACUAUCUGAAAUACUGACCAUGUCUAUUAUGGAUCAUAGCCCCACCACUGGCGUGGUGACUGUUAUUGUUAUUUUGAUUGCUAUUGCAGCUCUUGGUGCCUUGAUACUGGGCUGCUGGUGUUACCUGCGUCUGCAGAGGAUCAGCCAGUCUGAAGAUGAGGAAAGCAUUGUGGGAGAAGGAGAAACCAAAGAGCCCUUUCUUCUGGUGCAGUACUCUGCUAAAGGACCUUGUGUAGAGAGGAAAGCUAAGCUAACUCCAAAUGGCACAGAAGUACAUAGCUAACUUGGAGCAACACACAGAUAUGGACUAUGCUUAUGAUGUGUGUAACCAGCAGCAGAAUCUCUAUACUGUGAAGAAUCUGGUCACAUGCAUGCUACUCAGCAAACACCCUGAUGAGGAUUAA
Molecule: messenger RNA, 1087 nt
Organism: Athene cunicularia (burrowing owl)
Lineage: Eukaryota; Metazoa; Chordata; Aves; Strigiformes; Strigidae
Gene: SNN
Product: stannin
Exons: 3
Coding region: 703-966 (87 amino acids)
Cellular component (GO): mitochondrial outer membrane
Source: RefSeq, a predicted model, not a curated record